CGCAGCUACCCAUUCACUAUCGCGCCGGAGCGCGAGCUCGUGCGCAGAAGCUUGGAGAAGAAUUGCUGCAGCGCACGCGAGGAGCAUAGCGACGGCAGUCCGCAGCAACACGGCAGCCAGCAGCGUCAUCACGACUCGCGCGCCAUCCCCGAUCCGACCUGCGCGACGGCCAUGCGCAGCGGUACGCACCACCGUGGAAGACUCAACCCCGGCGACAUGGAGGUCUUCGUGACGACUCCGAAGGGCACCCUCACCUUCAGCAUUUGGAGCAGCACUACGGUCGGCCACAUACGGGCCCUGAUUCGGGGCAGACGGGGCACCCAUCUCGCCAAGCAGCGCUUAAUCUUCGCUGGGAAGCAACUGCAAGAUGGCGACAUGGUGUCGGAUUACGGCAUCCAGAAGGGGUCGACAUUGGACCUGGUCUCGCGCCUGCGCGGAGGCAUGCCCGCCGCCGCGGAGGCCGCUUCAGCGGCCAGCAGCCCACAAGCAACGGACCGUGACCGCCCAGAGCAGGAGGGCCACGCGCGGCCCGGCGGGGCUUCUGCUGCGCCCGCCGCAGCGCAGGCCACCCUGCCGGCGACGCCGGAGCGGCUGACGACGCGCGCGAGACCCGCCGACGCCGACGGCGCUCCACCCGAGCACCGUGGUGACGGCACCAGGGAUUCGCGCCUCGCGGAGGUCCUGCUCCCAGUGCCCCCGCGCGCAGGCGCGAGCAGUACGAGCUGGCGCCUGCUCCAGCGCCUAGCCACGCCAGCGAUACCGGACGGACCCGCUGCACGGGCGCGCCCGGCAGGGGCUGCAGCCAGCGUGGACGAGGCCGAGCCCCAUCCUAACGGAGCGGCGCGACCAGUCCCCCUCCUGCCCCCGGCUCGGCUGGCCGAGCUCAGCCUCGGGAGCAGCAGCGCCGCCGCGCCAGGAGGAGCCGCCUUGGUGGCCAGCCUCUUCGACAUUGCCCGUUCCGGCUCAGAUGAGCAGCCCGCAGCCCAGCGGCAGGAGCCGCCUCGCUCCUCCAGGCGACCACCCGGCCGGGCCACCGCGCCUGCAGUGCAGUGGUGGUUCGACGGGCUACGCACCACCGUCGCCUCCAUCCGGCGGGCUGGAGCGGUCCGGCCAGAUUUCACGUGGAGCAGCCUCACGAACCCCCUCAUCUGGGGCACGGUCCACGAGGACGAUUUCCAGAUCUUGGUGCACCAAUGCAGGGAGAUGGACAUGGGCACGGAUGGCGUACGACGAGUGCGCGCUUGGUGGAACCAAAGGGGGGUGGACAACUUGGUCUCCGCGCACCGCGUGCUCUGCGCUCUAGCGGCCUUGCACGGCCCGUGGGCGACCUACCAGGGCGAACGUCGGCCUGUCAGGGCCCCCGACCACCCAGGCGCUUACAUCCCCGACGUGCUGCAGGAGAUCGUGAUGGCCGAAGCCCGCGCGGGCGACCUCGCCAUGAUGGAGGCGUUCCAUCCAGCUUCCGACUUGCGGCGCGAGGUGUUGGCAAUCGAUUCCGACUCGGACGAGGACGCCCUGAACGACGCCGAGCUCCGGCAGCUUCCGCCAGAGAUGCAGGUCCAAGAGCCUAACCCGGCAGCGGCUCGGGCGCGCAGCCAGAUGCUCACGGACGCCUCGGUGGACAACGCGAGGGCGGCCGAAAUCACCAGACUCCUAUCUGGUGAGGCAGGCGAGGCCCCCUUGCUGGCGCGAGGCACCACCGACAUAGCCUCUUGGCUCGCGCAGGCCAUUUGGGUAACCUUGCCGUGCCACUUGUCCCAGCAGCUCCUCCCGGCCCUCGUGCGGUCGGCGACCAACGCCCAGCCCUUCCGGGAUCUGGCGGAGUGGUUCGCCGAGCAAGGGUGCUUCACCCCAGCCGGGCUCGCGCGAAUGUUGAGCGCGGUCUCGCGGAUCCAGGUCGAGCCCUACGACCCGCUGUGCCCUGGCCAGAUCGCGGAGUUGCUUCAGACGACGUAUCUCGAUCUCGACUUAUUCACGGCUCUGUCGGCGGGGCAGACCGCCCUACGGCGGCACCAAGCUUCCACCAGCGAAGAGGCGGGCACAAGCCUGGCGCGAGGGAACGAGCACUGCACGGUCUGCCUGGAGCCCUUUGGCGACGGCGAUGGUACGAGAUGGCCGGGGCGCGGGCACCGCGUGCACGCCGCUUCCCAGAG
Molecule: messenger RNA, 2153 nt
Organism: Prorocentrum cordatum
Lineage: Eukaryota; Dinophyceae; Prorocentrales; Prorocentraceae
Source: the annotation of a GenBank genome assembly